Messenger RNA from Arachis ipaensis, 1582 nucleotides. RefSeq names its product S-adenosyl-L-methionine-dependent methyltransferases superfamily protein. NCBI's taxonomy places the organism in Eukaryota, Viridiplantae, Streptophyta, Magnoliopsida, Fabales, Fabaceae. Gene Ontology annotation, molecular function: methyltransferase activity. The record is from RefSeq and is a predicted model, not a curated record.
CUUGUUAUACACAUCAUUGUUAGUUGUUGCACCACACAAUGACGAGUCUCAUGAUAAACCACCCUAUUAAUUUCAUGGCAAGUAGUGUUAUUAGGACACUCUCACAAUCACAACGUAUGCAACUUCCAAUGUUACGCCCUACUAGGAUGCAUGCCUUGUCCAUUAAAAGUGAUCUUGAGAUAAUGAGGCAGCAGAUGGUGGUGGUGGAUGAUGAUGAAUCAUAUGCAAUGAAAGGAGGCGAGGGUCCUCACAGUUAUGCCAAAAACUCCAUUAUUCAGAAAGGUUUGAUUGAUGGCAGUAAAAGACUGAUCCAGGAAGCCAUAUCACAAAGCUUUGAUCCCAAAGAACAUAUUCAUGGAAAUGAUGAAUCAUCAACACCAAUUUGCAUAGCAGACUUAGGAUGCUCAACAGGACCAAACACAUUCUUUGCAAUGCAAACCAUAACUGAAGCAAUACAACUCCAAUUCCAAUCACAUGGUCUUGCUUCUCAAAUCCCAGACAUCCAAGUCCUCUUCAAUGAUCAAGUCUCAAAUGACUUCAACACACUCUUCAAGAACCUUCCCCAACAAAGAAUCUAUUAUGCAACCGCUGUUCCUGGCUCUUUCUGUGGACGCUUGUUUCCAAAGCAAACACUUCAUUUGGUUCACUCUUCUGCAGCACUUUGCUGGCUCUCUAAGCUCCCCAAUGAGAUCACAGACUCAGAUUCUAGUGCUUGUAACAAAGGGAGGAUUCAUUACACUGAUGCACCUAAGGAAGUGGCAGAUGCUUAUGCAACUCAGUAUAGGAAAGACAUGGGGAAUUUCCUCCAUGCUAGAGCUCAAGAACUUGUGGGAAAUGGGCUAAUGCUACUUCAGUUUCCUGUGUCUAAUGUUGUUCUUGAUUCAGAUGUAGACCCUGCUAAAGUUUUUGAACUCAUUGGAACUUGCCUUGUGGAUAUGGCCAAAGUGGGAGUGAUUAGUGAAGAAAAAGUGGAUUCAUUCAAUGUGCCUUUGAUAUACCCUUCUGUCAAGGCUGUGAAGGAAAUUCUUAGAGGAUGUGAUGAAUGUUUCAGCAUUGAGUGGAUGGAAAUAUUGGAAUUCAAGAACAUGGUGUCAUUGCCAACUGUGCAAAUAUUUGUUUCAUGGUUCAGAGCUGCGCUGCAAGGGAUGAUUGAGAAACACUUUGGAGCAGAAAUAGUUGAUGAGCUUUUCGAACGCUUUGCCGAGAAAGUUAAGGAAUUUCCAGACAUCAUGGACAAAGAUAAACUAAAACUUGAUGUGCUGUUUGUUCUUCUCAGGAGAAAGAACAAGCCAAGGCCAUAGGCUGUGUUAUUCAAUGUGAACAUCAUCAGGUUUAAUUAGUAAAUGGGGAUAUAAUAAAGAGUUGGUUCCAUUCUUGUACUACUAAUUAUCUUAAACUGGAUAUUAAUGCUAUAUUUGAAUUUUGCUUAAAUAUCUAAUGGUUUAUUAGAGGUUCAAAAUUUGUAUCAAGUCAAUAACAGAUCAAAGUGGCUAAUGAUGUUUACUUGCAAUUUUCAACUUCAAAUUCUCUGGUGCCGUUAAAUAUAUGUCAUAAAAUGUACAAAACGUAGAUGAUACAUGAU